This is a messenger RNA of Myotis brandtii (Brandt's bat), 9098 nucleotides long. It is a transcript of the gene HIVEP2, whose product is annotated as human immunodeficiency virus type I enhancer binding protein 2. Gene Ontology annotation, molecular function: RNA polymerase II cis-regulatory region sequence-specific DNA binding; DNA-binding transcription factor activity, RNA polymerase II-specific. Gene Ontology annotation, cellular component: nucleus. The transcript is spliced from 7 exons. Bases 252 to 7430 code for a protein of 2392 amino acids. Gene Ontology annotation, biological process: regulation of transcription by RNA polymerase II. The record is from RefSeq and is a predicted model, not a curated record. Lineage: Eukaryota; Metazoa; Chordata; Mammalia; Chiroptera; Vespertilionidae.
CAUUAGCUUUUGGAUGGACUUUGCUACAAUGGAGAGAACUGUGUUAUAGCCCUGGUCCAAGGACAUUACCAUUUAUUGCCCAUAGACUGUGGGGUGAGUGUGAAAGUCUCCAAAGAGAAGGAGCAUUUGGCAAGUUUGCAGACACCCUGGAACAUGGAAGCAAGCACGCUUUGAAACGCACAGCUUUGGUGACACUCCAUGAGUCUGCAGGGCUUUCACGCGAAUUAGCACUUAAGAUCUUGUGUAACAAAAUGGACACUGGGGACACAGCUCUAGGACAAAAAGCUACCUCAAGGUCUGGAGAAACUGAUAAAGCGUCAGGUAGAUGGAGACAGGAGCAAUCAGCUGUUAUUAAGAUGAGCACUUUUGGCAGUCAAGAAGGACAGCGGCAACCACAAAUAGAUCCGGAGCAAAUCGCAAACACAGCAUCAGCACAACUCUUCGGUUCUGGGAAACUGGCCUCCCCUAGCGAGGUGGCCCAGCACGUCACAGAGAAGCAAUACCCACUGCACCGUCCGAGUCCUUAUUCAUGCCAACAUUCACUCUCCUUCCCUCAGCACUCAGUGCCACAGGGUGUCAUGCACAGCAACAAGCCACAUCAGAGCCUCGAAGGCCCUCCGUGGCUUUUCCCUGGCCCUUUGCCAUCUGUUGCCUCCGAGGACUUAUUUCCUUUUCCAAUCCAUGGCCACAGUGGUGGUUAUCCGAGAAAGAAGAUUUCAAGUUUGAACCCUGCUUUUAGCCAAUACUCCCAGAAAAGUAUCGAACAGUCAGAAGAUGCUCACAAGAAAGAGCACAAACCCAAGAAGCCCGGCAAGUACAUUUGCCCUUACUGCAGCAGGGCAUGUGCCAAACCCAGCGUGCUGAAAAAGCACAUCAGGUCCCAUACCGGGGAGCGGCCAUAUCCAUGUAUACCAUGUGGUUUCUCUUUCAAGACAAAGAGCAAUUUGUACAAGCACAGGAAGUCGCAUGCCCAUGCAAUUAAGGCAGGCUUGGUCCCUUUCACAGAGUCAGCUGUCUCUAAAUUGGACCUAGAGGCUGGUUUUAUUGAUGUAGAAGCAGAAAUACAUUCAGAUGGUGAGCAGAGUACAGACACCGAUGAGGAGAGUUCUUUAUUUGUUGAGGCUUCUGACAAAAUGAGUCCGGGCCCACCCCUCCCUUUGGACAUUGCCAGCAGAGGGGGCUACCACGGGUCAUUGGAAGAGUCACUGGGAGGCCCCAUGAAGGUGCCGAUUCUGAUUAUUCCUAAAAGCGGGCUUCCUUUGCCUAAUGAAAGCUCUCAGUAUAUUGGCUCUGAUAUGCUCCCCAAUCUGUCUUUAAAUACUAAGGCUGAUGACUCUCACACGGUGAAACAGAAACUUGCACUAAGGCUGUCAGAGAAGAAAGGACAAGAUUCUGAGCCAUCGCUAAACCUCCUGAGCCCGCACAGUAAAGGCAGCACUGACUCUGGUUAUUUUUCUCGCUCAGAAAGUGCAGAGCAGCAGAUAAGCCCCCCAAACACAAACGCAAAGUCUUAUGAAGAAAUCAUCUUUGGAAAAUACGGUCGGCUUAGUCCCAGAAACACACUCAGUGUUACAACCACAAGUCAGGAGCGCGCCACGAUGGGUAGGAAGGGGAUGAUGGAGCCAUUACCUCACGUCAACACCAGGUUAGACGUCACGAUGUUUGAAGAUCCUGCUUCACAGCUGAUCCCCAGCAAAGGAGAGAUGGAUCCCAGUCAGACGAGCAUGCUGAAAUCCACUAAAUUCAACCAUGAGUCUAGACAAUCCCAGGCUAUCCCAUCGUCUGUCAGGAAUGAAGGAAAACUUUACCCUGCGAACUUCCAAGGCAGCAACCCGGUUCUCUUAGAAGCUCCUGUGGACUCUUCACCCCUAAUUCGAAGCAACUCGAUGCCAACUUCAUCAGCAACGAAUCUAAGUGUACCCCCUUCUUUGAGAGGAAGCCACUCAUUCGAUGAGAGGAUGACAGGUUCCGAUGACGUGUUCUACCCAGGGACCGUGGGAAUCCCCCCUCAGCGCAUGCUCCGCAGGCAAGCUGCGUUCGAGCUGCCUUCGGUCCAGGAGGGGCACGUGGAGGCGGAGCACCACAGCAGGAUGCUGAAGAGCAUCUCAGGUUCAUCCUUGAAGGAGAAGAAACUGAUUCCCGGGGACAGGGGAGGCUAUGACUACGACGUCGGCCGGAAACCUUACAAGAAGUGGGACGACUCUGAAACACCAAAGCCAAGCUACAGGGACAUGCCCUGCGUGAGCUCCCUAAAGCACGGCGGAGAGUAUUUCGCGGAUCCCUCGGGGCCGUCGCAGGGCGUGCCAAGCAUGUUCGGAACCACGUGUGAAAACAGGAAGCGCCGGAAGGAGAAGAGUGUGGGAGACGAGGAGGACACCCCCAUGAUCUGCAGCAGCGUGGUCAGCGCGCCCAUGGGCCUCAUGGCUGCAGAGUACGACCCCAAGUUGCAGGUGCAGGAAGGCGCGCGAAGCGGGUUCGCCGUGGCUGGGCACGAGGGCGCUCCCCACGGCCGAAGCCCGUCUCUCGGGUCAGAGGAGUUACCUGCAGCCACUGAUCCAGAAAAGAUGGCAGACCUCGGGGGCAGGAAGCCCCCGGGGAACGUGAUUUCUGUGAUCCAGCACACCAACUCUCUGAGCCGACCCAAUUCCUUUGAAAGGUCCGAGUCGUCCGAGCUGGUGGCCAGCGCCCAGGAGAAGGCCUCUUCGCCGUCGGAGCCCCCGCAGGCGUACCACGCGCAGCCCCGGCUGGUCCGCCAGCACAACAUCCAGGUUCCGGAGAUUCGCGUGACGGAGGAGCCCGAUAAGCCGGACAAGGAGAAAGAAGCGCAGAGCAAGGAGCCGGAGAAGCCGGUGGAGGAAUUUCAGUGGCCGCAGAGGAGCGAGACGCUGUCCCAGCUGCCCGCCGAGAAGCUGCCGCCCAAGAAGAAGCGGCUGCGCCUGGCGGACAUGGAGCACUCCUCCGGGGAGUCCAGCUUCGAGUCCACGGGCACCGGCCUCUCUCGCAGCCCCAGCCAGGAAAGCAACCUGUCCCACAGCUCCAGCUUCUCCAUGUCUUUCGAGAGGGAAGACACCGUGAAGCUUGCCGCCCCGGGUAAGCAGGAUGAGUUUGGGAAGCAUUCGGAGUUCCUGACGGUCCCCGCUGGGUCCUACUCGCUGUCUGUGCCCGGCCACCACCACCAGAAAGAGAUGCGGCGCUGCUCCUCCGAGCAGAUGCCUUGCCCGCACCCAACUGAAGUCCCAGAAAUUCGGAGCAAAUCCUUUGAUUAUGGGAACCUGUCCCACGCUCCGGGGGCCGGGGCGCCGGCCUCCACCUUAUCCCCGUCCCGGGAGAGGAAGAAGUGCUUCCUGGUGCGGCAGGCUUCCUUCAGCGGCUCUCCCGAGAUCGCCCAGGGCGAGGCGGGCGCGGACCUGGGCGUGAAGCAGGAGCAGAUGGAGCACCUGCACGCCGGCCUGAGGUCCACGUGGCCCCACGGCCCGUCCUCUGUGCUGCCCCCUCUCCAGGCAGAGGACCCAGGGAAGCAGCUGGUGGGUCCUUGUGCCCAGCUGAGCUCAGGGCCACUGCACCUGGCCCAACCACAGCUCAUGCACAUGGACAGCCAAGAAGCUCUGAGGAAUCCCUUGCUACAACCAACAUCCUAUCUGACAAGCAAGCACUUGUCUGAACAGCCACAUUUAUUUCCACACCAAGAGACCAUCCCGUUUUCUCCCAUCCAGAAUGCCUUGUUUCAGUUCCAGUAUCCAACCGUCUGCAUGGUUCACUUACCCGCUCCGCAGCCUCCUUGGUGGCAGGCCCAUUUCCCACCUCCCCUGGCGCCACACCCUCAGAAGAGCUACAGCAAGCCUCCUUUCCAGGCAGAAAUCCAUCCUAGCUAUCCCCUGGAGUACGCCGCAGAGCACACUGGAAAGAAAGCCGCUGAUUAUGCGCACACAAAAGAGCAAGCUUACCCGUGUUAUUCAGGAACAUCAGGCCUACACUCAAAGAACCUCCUUCCAAAGUUUCCGUCGGACCCGAGCACCAAGUCAAUGGAUACUCCCUCCGAGCAGGUUCUUCAAGAAGAUUUCACCUCGGCAGCCGCUGGGCCUUUGCAGUCCUUACCGGGAACAGUGGUUCCUGUUAGGAUCCAGACCCACGUUCCGUCCUAUGGGAGUGUCAUGUACACAAGCAUCUCUCAGAUACUUGGGCAGAACAGUCCUGCGAUUGUCAUAUGCAAAGUCGAUGAGAAUAUGACCCAAAGAACACUGGUAACCAAUGCGGCCAUGCAAGGGAUAGGGUUUAACAUUGCCCAGGUGUUGGGGCAGCAUGCAGGCUUGGAAAAAUACCCCAUCUGGAAAGUACCUCAAACCUUACCCCUCGGCUUAGAAUCCUCAAUCCCCUUGUGCUUACCUUCCACCUCGGACAGUGCCGCCUCCCUGGGAGGGAGCAAGCGGAUGCUCUCUCCAGCCAGCAGCUUAGAACUCUUCAUGGAAACGAAGCAGCAGAAAAGGGUAAAGGAAGAAAAGAUGUACGGACAGAUUGUGGAGGAGCUCAGUGCUGUGGAGCUAACCAACUCAGAUAUCAAAAAGGAUCUCUCCCGCCCGCAGAAACCCCAGCUGGUUCGACAAGGCUGUGCUUCUGAGCCAAAGGAUGGCUCGCAGUCGGGGUCAUCUUCCUUCUCCUCAUUGUCGCCCUCCUCAUCUCAAGACCAUCCCUCUGCCAGCGCGCCCCUAAGGGAGCCAUUCCCUCCCAGCUCCAGGGCACCCUCUCUCUCGCAGAAGUCCAGUGGGCCUUCUGAGAGCAAAGAGUCCUCAGAUGAAUUAGAUAUUGAUGAGACAGCCUCCGAUAUGAGCUUGAGCCCACAGAGUUCCUCAUUGCCGCCGGGAGACAGUCAGCUCGAAGAGCAGGGAAGGGGCCAGAAGCUGCCCGUUGGCAUGCUGGUCCACAUGGCCUCCGGCCCAAGCAGGAAAGUAGCAAACUCGACACUUCUUUUCACCGAUGUGGCAGAUUUCCAGCAGAUUCUUCAGUUCCCCAGUCUGCGGACAACAACUACUGUGAGUUGGUGCUUCUUGAAUUAUACAAAACCCAAUUAUGUGCAACAGGCCACCUUCAAAUCCUCGGUUUAUGCUUCAUGGUGCAUUAGUUCCUGUAAUCCAAACCCAUCAGGAUUGAAUACCAAGACCACUCUGGCUCUUCUGAGGUCCAAGCAAAAAAUCACCGCAGAAAUUUAUACUCUGGCUGCUAUGCACAGGCCCGGAACCGGCAAGCUGACGUCAUCGAGUGCUUGGAAGCAGUUCGCUCAGAUGAAGCCUGAUGCGUCCUUUUUAUUUGGCAGCAAACUAGAAAGGAAACUAGUGGGAAAUAUCUUAAAGGAAAGAGGGAAAGGAGACAUUCACGGAGAUAAAGAUAUCGGAUCCAAACAAGCUGAGCCAAUCCGAAUUAAAAUCUUUGAAGGAGGGUAUAAGUCAAAUGAAGAUUAUGUAUAUGUCAGAGGACGUGGACGUGGGAAGUACAUUUGUGAAGAAUGUGGGAUUCGCUGCAAGAAGCCGAGCAUGCUCAAAAAGCAUAUCCGCACUCAUACUGAUGUCCGGCCUUAUGUGUGCAAGUUAUGUAACUUCGCCUUCAAGACGAAAGGAAACCUGACGAAGCAUAUGAAAUCUAAAGCGCACAUGAAAAAAUGCCUGGAGUUGGGCGUCUCAAUGACUUCAGUGGAUGAUACAGAAACCGAGGAAGCAGAAACUAUGGAAGAUUUGCACAAAGCAGCUGAAAAGCAUAGCAUGUCCAGCAUUUCAACUGAUCAUCAGUUCUCAGAUGCCGAAGAAUCGGAUGGUGAGGAUGCAGAUGAUAAUGAUGAUGAUGAUGAAGAUGAUGAUGACUUUGAUGACCAGGGAGAUUUGACACCAAAAACCAGAUCAAGAAGCACCAGUCCUCAGCCUCCUAGAUUCUCCUCCUUGCCUGUGAAUGUUGGCGCCGUACCCCAUGGGGUUCCCUCAGAUAGUUCCCUGGGACAUUCUUCAUUGAUCAGCUAUUUGGUUACUUUGCCAAGUAUUCAGGUUACUCAGCUUAUGACACCAAGUGACUCAUGUGAAGAUACCCAGAUGACAGAAUACCAGAGGUUAUUCCAGAGCAAAAGUACAGACUCAGAACCAGACAAAGACAGGUUAGACAUACCCAGUUAUAUGGAUGAAGAGUGCAUGCUGUCUUCAGAGCCCAGCUCCUCUCCGAGGGACUUCUCUCCCUCAAGCCACCAUUCCUCACCGGGAUAUGAUUCUUCACCCUGUCGGGAUAAUUCACCAAAGAGGUAUCUGAUACCCAAAGGAGAUUUAUCACCCAGAAGACAUUUAUCACCUAGGAGAGAUCUAUCACCCAUGAGACAUCUUUCACCAAGAAAGGAAGCUGCAUUGAGAAGAGAGAUGUCACAAAGAGAUGUUUCACCAAGAAGGCAUCUGUCCCCAAGGAGGCCAUUGUCACCUGGGAAAGAUAUCAUGGCAAGAAGAGACCUCUCUCCCAGAAGAGAGAGAAGAUACAUGACUUCCAUAAGAGCACCAUCUCCCAGAAGGGCUUUAUACCACAACCCACCAUUGUCUAUGGGGCAGUAUUUGCAAGCAGAGCCGAUCGUAUUGGGGCCUCCUAAUCUAAGAAGAGGAUUACCUCAGGUUCCUUACUUCAGUCUCUACGGAGACCAAGAAGGUGCUUAUGAACAUCCGGGCUCCAGCCUCUUCCCUGAGGGACCUAAUGACUAUGUCUUCAGUCAUCUUCCACUCCACUCUCAGCAACAAGUACGAGCUCCUAUCCCCAUGGUGCCCGUUGGUGGGAUCCAAAUGGUUCACUCCAUGCCGCCGCUCCUCUCUGGUUUACAUCCUCCACCCACAUUGCCUCUGCCAAUGGAGGGCUCUGAGGAGAAGAAAGGAGCUUCCGGGGAAUCCUUCGCUAAGGAUCCCUACGCUAUUUCUAAGCAGCACGAGAAGCCAUCUCCUCACCUUUUGCAGUCAUCUGGUCCACCCAGCAUGCCCUCCUCUCCUCGGCUAUUGAUGAAACAGAGCACUUCGGAAGACAGCUUAAAUGCAACAGAGAGGGAACAGGAGGAAAAUAUACAGACUUGUACAAAAGCCAUUGCCUCUCUCCGGAUUGCCACAGAAGAGGCCGCUCUGCUUGGGGCAGACCAGCCAGCACGGGUGCAGGAGCCCCACCAGAAACCCUCGGAAAGUGCACAUGUUAGCAUUAGACACUUUAGUGGACCUGAGCCAGGCCAGCCCUGUUCCUCAGCUACCCACACUGACUUGCAUGAUGGUGAAAAGGACAACUUUGGUACAUCACAGACUGCAUUAGCUCACUCCACGUUUUACAGCAAGAGUUGUAUGGAUGACAAACAGUCGGGCUUUCACGGCAGCAAAGAAUUAUCUUCAAGCACAGAGGAAGGCAAAGAACCUUCGUCGGAAAAGAGUCAGCUACAUUGAUCUCAGAUGCAUGGAGACUUUCAUUUCCACAUUUUCUUAUUUUGUUUUGUUUUUUCUAGAAAUAGAGGUAAUCAAGUUUAUAGCAUGCCUGUCCUGAGUUACAGUAGUUUGCUAUUAUAUAUACUUUUGUUAUAGCAAAAGAAUAGGUAAAUUAACAAGUCAUCAUGAGCCUGACCAAAACAAAAUUUGAAAUUAACCUAUUGGGUCUGGUACUUUUAAAACUGUACAGAUGUUUGUGCCUUUUCUUUACUUUGCUUAUAUUCUUAUAAGCAUUUUUUAGCAGUAAUUUGUACAUAUUUUAGAAUUUGUGUAUCUGCUUUGUAAUAAAUGUAAUUUCUUUCCUUUUUUGGACACUUGGAUCUAAAUGAUAUAAAGCAAAACAGCAUCAAUAUAUAUGUGAGGUUGCACUAAAACAUAUUUUUAUAUGAUUAAAACUGAACAGCUUUUAUGUACAGCUCUGAUUCUGUAAUACUAAUAUUUAUUUACCUUGUUUCAUAAAUUGUACAUUUUUUCUUAAUGUUGUGGAUUGCUUUUCUAUGUGAAGCAUGGGAUUUACUGUUGCAUAACUAGAACAAAAAUGUAUAUUGUAAACAAGAUAUUUAAACUAGAGUAUCUUAUUCUGCACUUAUGCAUUAGUUACAAAAAAGAUAAAGGAUGUAUCAGUCAGUUCUUAACUCUUGUAAAUUUUUUUGUCUCUUGUUUGCUGGAUUGACUAUAACUUAAGUGCUGAUUGUGAUUUUAAACUGAUAGUACCGUAAAGCAUUAAAGUAAACAAUGUGCUAUUGUGAGUUUUUUCAAAGCUUUAUAAAUCAGUUAUAAAUAAUAUUAAAAGUAUUUGGUCUUAUGUGAACAUGUUGAUCUAUAUACUCAUCGAAAAAUAUGGGAAAACAUUCCGCCCCAUGUAAAUAUGUACAAGUGCAUCACUGGUACAAUUUUAUGUAACUCAGUUGGACACUAGGUUGCCACAGACCUAUGCUAAGGUGUCUUUAAAAAUUAAAGUGACAAAGCACAUGGGACUUUGUAGAGCUUGGUUAUCGGCCGGCCCGGUGGCUUGGCAGGCAGUGCUGGGCGCUGCCUGUGGAGAAGACCUGGGCUUAGAAAUCUCCUUGGUUCUUGCUGCACACGACGGUGACUGAGCUAAGGCUACUAUGGAGGGGUUACUCUUGGACUCUGAGGAGUGGAUGUGGAAGCGGGGAAGAGGCAUGGAGACCUACCUGCUCAUAGCCCUUCCUGUCAGCCAGUCCACACGGUAACAGGGUUGGCAUCAGCUUUAGGAGAAGCCACUUUACCCUUUGGAAGAGGGGAAGAGUGUCACAUUUCUGGCUAUCUCAGGGGGAAUGGGAGGAAGAAGCUUUCCAGGGGAAAGAACUUGUGGGAGCAGGAGGUUUUUUGUAUAUAACAUUCAAAGUGGGCUUUGGUUGGUGGCAUAAGUGGGCAGAGCCUUUGUAGGUCCAGAGGAAUGGCAGAAAAGGAGGGUACCACAUGUGCACACACACCCCUGUGUGUGCACGCGCGCACACACACACACACACACACACACACACACACACAAUCUGGGUUAUCUUUGUGCUAUAUAGUGGAUUAUAAUUCUGUGAAACCAAGUUUGUAUAUUGAAUUACAUUAAGGAGUGUUCUUUAAAAAGAGAAAUAAAUAUACAAUUACAUGCUU